Molecule: messenger RNA, 612 nt
Organism: Acaulospora morrowiae
Lineage: Eukaryota; Fungi; Glomeromycota; Glomeromycetes; Diversisporales; Acaulosporaceae
Source: the annotation of a GenBank genome assembly
AUGACACAGAUAUUACCGACAUACGCAGACGCGGGACAAGAUUUUAAUGGGAUCUCAAGCGUAUACUACUCAUCAGCUUGGUACCAAUGCAGCGGACCUCAGCCUGCAAAUUAUAUAGGCUACGCAGUAACAGUGAUGAAAUCACCUCCUUCGGCAUCACAAGUAAUCGGCGACUUCGGAAAAAAUCAAAUCAUCAACAUGUCGUCCAUUCCAGAAAAUGAUAGAGAUGGCGGAAUAUUGGUGCUAACAGUGGAAAAGAGCUCCUUGAAAGAUAUCACCAACGGGGUUUUGUCGUACAUCGACCAGGUGUCGUGUUACACGCCUGUGCAGAAAUGUCGCCAAUCUUAUAAGAAUACAUCGAUAAAUUCAUUUUGUCUUGUGAUACUGAAUCCAAUCGAGGAAAUCGUUUACUUUCAGGUUUCACUAAGAUUUUCGAUGAUGUCAUCCAUCUCGGAAAGCAGUUCGAAACUAUCACUCGACGACAUUGAUAACUUGAAAGGUUUGAUGGCUAUACUUCUCAUAUUUUCGGCGUUUUUUAUUGCAUGCAUUAUCGCUAUCGGAACGUGUUUGUACAGAAGAUUUAGGCGCACACAGGGUGUGCAUCUGGAAUAA